Messenger RNA from Oppia nitens, 1766 nucleotides. RefSeq names its product N-acetylgalactosamine kinase-like (gene Galk). Gene Ontology annotation, molecular function: ATP binding; galactokinase activity. NCBI's taxonomy places the organism in Eukaryota, Metazoa, Arthropoda, Arachnida, Sarcoptiformes, Oppiidae. Gene Ontology annotation, biological process: galactose metabolic process; carbohydrate phosphorylation. The transcript has 3 exons. The coding region runs from base 275 to 1663 and encodes 462 amino acids. Gene Ontology annotation, cellular component: cytoplasm; cytosol. The record is from RefSeq and is a predicted model, not a curated record.
AGCAACUGAUUAGAUAAAUAUAUAAAGUUUUUAUUUUAUUUUAUACAUAUUAGUGCUUUUAAAAACUUAAUUGGAUCUCUAAAACUAGAUAAAGUAAAAAAUUGUAUAAAAUACUUAUUAAAUAAUUUAUAAUUAUUUAUUAUACAGUGUUUUGAAUCUACCGGUGCAACACUUGUAGGCAAAUUUGGACAAUUAAUCUUCACAUUUAUAAAGUAAGAUAGUUUGAUUCAAACUGUUUGAACCACUGACCCACACAUACACCCAUCCCCACAACAUGCCGUAUCUGUUGACUCCUGAGAAUGUGCCGGUAGUUAUCAUACCCGAUGAGCUGAGACACUCGGAACGGGUCGAGCGUCUCAUUAAGCGUUAUAAUGACAAGUUUGAAUCGAAACCGAUGUUUUUGGUGCGAGUGCCCGGUCGGGUCAACAUUAUUGGUGAACACAUCGACUACGUGGGCUAUUCAGUGUUUCCGAUGGCCCUCAAACAGGACAUCAUAAUGGCCGUAUCGGUGAACAAUACGCCCAACAUUGAGCUAACCAAUUUGGAGGCCAACGAGUACGGCGACAUAACAUUGGAUCCGACAAACCUGGAGUUUGUACAACCGCCUCAAUGGUACCACUAUUUCCAGUGCGGCUAUCGUGGAGUUGUCGACCGAUUCUGUAAUGGCCAGCCACCGCUCGGCCUAAAUGUUGCCGUUCACGGCACGAUACCACCCGGUUCAGGAUUGUCCAGUUCGUCGGCGAUGGUGUGCGCCUCAGCUUUCGCCACAAUUAUGGCGUUUCACCAAAAAACCAAUUUGUUGUCAGUACCCAUCAAUAAGCUAGAAAUCACUCAAUUGUGCAUUAAAUCUGAACGAUAUAUUGGCACCGACUCCGGUGGAAUGGAUCAGGCGAUUGCCAUAUUGGCUCAAGAGGGCAGUGCCAAGUAUAUCGAGUUCAUACCGGAGCUGACGGCCGUCAACGUACAGUUGCCGACUGGUGUCAACUUUUAUAUAUCACAUUGUGGCGUAUCCAUGAAUAAGGCAGCGACCGCUUACUAUAAUACUAGAGUAGCUGAAACACGACUGGCCGCUGCUGUGAUCGCCAAAAAACUUAAUAUAUCGGGCUAUAGAUUGGGUGAUCAGCUCUGGGUUGUACAACAGGCCAGUGCUAUACCGCUCAGUCAAAUGGGUGAUAAACUUAAAGAGAUCUUUGAUAUGAAUAAGGAGUCGUACUCUAAGUCAGAUUUAGUGACAAUUUUAGGUAUCGAUGAGGAAGAGCUGGACAGAGUGUUUUUGUCUCGUGUGUCCGAACCGAUCGAUUCAUUCAAACUAUACCAAAGAGCACUGCAUGUCUACGAAGAGGCCGCUCGGGUACAUGAAUACCGCAAAGAGUGUGAGACCAGUGCCGACACUCACCGUUUGGGUCAACUAAUGAACGAAUCGCACCGAAGCUGUCGCGAUCUCUACGAGUGCUCGCAUCCGGCGCUCGAUAAACUGGUCACUCACGCCCUGUCCUAUGGUGCCAUCGGUUCACGACUAACCGGUGCCGGUUGGGGCGGUUGUAUCGUUAGUCUAGUCCCAGUAGAAAAGUCAACAGAGUUUGAGUCAAUGAUGAGUAAACACUCGAAAUUUAACUGUAAGAGUGGGCCCUCCAGUGGAGCUGUUAUAUACAAAUUAUUUUAAUUUUGUUUUUUUUUUAGUUUUUUUAAACCAUAUCUUUUCAGCGAUUUAUUUAAUAAUUAAUUUUCCAAUAAUUAAUUAUUAUUAUAAAUAAGCACUGAUUACG